Molecule: messenger RNA, 1368 nt
Organism: Cuscuta campestris
Lineage: Eukaryota; Viridiplantae; Streptophyta; Magnoliopsida; Solanales; Convolvulaceae
Source: the annotation of a GenBank genome assembly
AUCUUGGAGACCGUAAAAAAUUAAAAAGUCAAAUUUUCAAGUACCAUUUUAUGAAUUUAAUCCUUAAACUUUAUUUCCCUUCUCAAUUUCAAUCCUUUCGAUAAUUGAUAUAACUCCGUAGUAGUGAUUAUUUCUGGAGUGGAUUUUUUUCAUUUCUUUUUCCAUCUUUUUUAGGGAAUUCAUGGAUCGCUGGAGUGGAAUCUUGAAGGUGCCGUUGUACAAACGUAGCAGCACAACGUACUACCGGGUUGCGGCGUCGCUCCGCCUCUCUCCGUCUUCCAACACCUUUCCGGUACCUGCUGCAAAUGCUAUAUUUUUCAAUGGAGACCGAGUUGAAGGGACGGGGAAUCCUGUGAUAGAGAGGCUAUCAGAUUUGCAGAAGGUUGCAGAAAUCUUGGUUUCGAAAUUUGGGGAUUCGGUCAAUGCUUGGGUGAUUGAAGCCCCCAUAUUCAAUGGCCCUUUUGGUGUUUACAAGGACUUCAUCCCUUCAUGUAACGAUUCCGGAGAGCCUGAAGUCUACGAUGCAAAGGAAUUUCCGGCUUCUUCAUCGUUAGUCUUGCUGCUCUGGAAUUGCUUGAAAGAGGCUAAAAUUGUCGUUGCUGGGACAAGACAGAAACAAAUUUUCACUGCAGAGGACACCACACAGCCUUCUCAAAAACCUAGGACAAUACUCCUGGGCUUUAGUAAGGGCGGAACCGUACUCAACCAGCUUCUCUCCGAGCUCGCUGUCUCCCCAGUCCUGUCACCCGAAGACAAAGACCCCCAAGCAAACAAAGAUGAGAUCACGCCCACUUCUAAAGAAAGGUUUCUGAACAGCAUAGCCGAGUUCCAUUACGUGGAUGUUGGUCUGAACACAAAAGGGGCAUAUCUCACCAACCAAGAUGUGUUUGGCAAAAUAUCGGACCGGUUCAAGAGAGGGGCACCCUGCAUUCGUUUUUUCUUGCAUGGGACCCCCAGGCAGUGGGGUGAUGUGAGGCGAGGUUGGAUCAGGAGGGAAAAAGACGAACUCGUCCGGGUUCUUAAGGGAGUUGCUCAUAGACACAUGGGGAAAUUGUAUGUUCGCGAGAGGCUGUAUUUCGGCGACAUGCCUCCGGACAUGCAGAUGCAUUUUGAGAUCAUUGAGCAUUUGGAUUUCAGCUGAGUUCAUAUCUUCGUUCAACACUGCAGUCUCUGUUAUUGUGUGAUACUUCUUGUAAAUUAAAUGUUUGGUGAGAAUCUUUUAACUUGAAAGAAACUUGAACACAUGUUCAUUGUGUCCCAGGAUGUAUGCUUGAAAUUGCUUAUUACUCCGUGCACUUGUAUUUAUCUUCAGAAUUUGAAAUUUAGGAAGGUGGCGAAUAUAUUCAUUAAAAAAAUCAAGUUCUCUUU